AUGCCGCGAGAGCAGGACCGCGAGAAGGACCGACGCUCCAACAUGGCGCACUCCACGGUGAACGCCCCAGCCAAGAAGAGCGGCGGCGGCGGGGGCUUCACCUGGGGCAGGGCCGGCGAGGGCGACUACGAGCCCGUCGGCCUGCAGGACGUCUCCAAGGUGAGCGCGGGGCCGCGGGCACCGCCGGCCCCGGGCGCGCCCGCCGCGCCGCCGCCCGCCGGGCCGAGCGGGCUGGACGGAGCAGACUUCCCGGCGCUGGGGGCGGGCGGGGCGGCACCGCAGGAGGCAAUCUGGCCACGGCCAGCACGCCCGGCGGAGGACGGCCGCACCUACUACAUCUUCGGGUCCCCGGUGGGGAUGUCUCCGUCGCCAGACAUCCACAACCCCGGCUUUGCCAAGAACGGGUUCCCGCACACCUACGAGAGGUUCGACAGCCCAGACAUUGCCGACGUCAUGAGGGCGCUUCGGGCGCACAAGUGUGGGGGCGGCUCUGUCACGAUCCCGCACAAGGAGGCGGUGCUGAAGGAGAUGGACGAGCUGGGCGAUGCUGCACGCAGCAUCGGCGCCGUGAACACGGUGACCAAGCUGCCCAACGGACGGCUCCGGGGCGACAACACGGACUGGCUGGGCAUCAAGAACCUGGUCGAGGCCCGCCUCGCAGCCGCGCCGAAGAGGCGCUCGGAGAGGCUCACGUGCCUGCUGUGCGGCGCUGGCGGGACGGCGCGCGCGGCGGCCUACGCGUUCCAGCAGAUGGGCGCGGGCGAGGUGCACGUGUAUAAUCGGACGAGGGCCCGCGCCGAGUCGCUGGCCGAAGAGUUCGGCUUCCGAGUCUGCGAGGACCUGGAGCAGAUGGCGGCCCUGCCCGAGCUGCACGUCGUGGUGAACACGCUGCCCGGCUCCACGGACUUCACCCUGCCGGAGGCGGCGGCCGCCGCGCUGCGGCGGUGCAGGCCGGUGGUGCUCGAGGCGUCCUACAUCCCCCGCCGCACGGCCUUCCUGAGGCAGGCCAUGGCCGCGGGCUGCACGGUGAUCGAGGGCAUCGAGAUGCUGUACGAGCAGGGCUGUGAGCAGUGCCAGAUCUGGACGGGCCGUGCCGCCCCCCGCGCCGACAUCGCCGCCUCGCUCUGCGGCGCGCUCUUCAGCGAGGCCUCCACGCACCCCGCCCGCGCGAAGAUGGAGCCCAUCGCAGAGGUACCGCAGGCCCUGGCGGAGCAGCUGGGCCACGCGCGCCGCGGCGAGGGCUGGCGCAGUCCGGCGCUGGCCCUGACCGCGGCGGCCGCGCUGACCGUGGUCGCGGCAGUGGCCGCGCAGCGCCGCCUGAGGUGGCCCCGCAGCCUCGGAAUGGCCUCAGGCAGCCUUGGGCUGGCCCCGGACGGCACCGGAGAGGCCUCGAGCUGGCCUCGAGCUGGCCUCGAGCUGGCCGCGGACGGGGCCAUUGCCCUCUCCAAGGGGGAGCCGAGGUAUAUCGAGUUCUUCCACGGCGCUCGCGCGAAGAUCUUCUACUUGGACGAGUAUCUAACGCCCGAUGGUGACGAGAGGCUCUUCAAAGACUUGGAGAGCUUCUUCGGACCAUCAGAGGAGGGCCAGGCGUGCGACGCCGGCGCUGGCCGCUGCCGCUCGGAGAAUCGGGUGCUGCCAAAGGUGUCCGUGGCCAAGGACGAGCGGGCCCUGAUCCUCGAGGUCGUGGGGCGCGAGGUGGUGGACAGCCGCGGGAACCCGACGGUGGAGGCCGAGCUGACGACCGGCUACGGGACCGUGCGCGCCAUCGUGCCGAGCGGCGCGUCCACGGGCAUCUACGAGGCGCUGGAGAUGCGCGACGGGGGCAAGCGCUACAAGGGCAAGGGCGUCGAGCAGGCCGUCAGCAACAUCAACAAGGUCAUCGCCCCGAAGCUGAAGGGCAAGGACGUUCGCCUGCAGAAGGAGCUGGACGAGUUCAUGGUGAAGGAGCUGGAUGGCUCCGAGAACGAGUGGGGGUAUCCGAAGGCAAAGCUGGGCGCAAACGCGAUCUUAGCUGUGAGCAUGUGUAUCGCGCGGGGUGGAGCCAAGGCAUUCGGCCUCGAGUUGUACGAGUAUGUCCGGGAGCUCAAGGAUGGUAAUUUGGAUCCUGGUGCAGUCGACGUCGGGCAAGCAAGGAAGAAGAGGUACAAGAUGCCGGUGCCAAUGAUGAACGUUAUCAAUGGAGGAGAGCACGCAGGCAACAAGCUUCCGAUGCAGGAGUUUAUGAUCGCACCCACGGGGGCAAAGUCCUUCAAGGAGGCUCUGAGGACAGGUGCCGAAGUGUACCACUCGCUGAAGGCGGUGGUCAAGGCCAAAUAUGGGAAGGACGCCGCGGCAGUGGGAGACGAGGGUGGCUUCGCUCCCAACAUCCAGGACAACGACGAGGGGCUCAUGGCUCUCAUGGAAGCGAUCCAGGACGCCGGCCACGACGGCAAGGUGAAGUUGGCGAUGGACAUCGCCGCGUCGGAGUUCUAUGUCAAGGAGGACCAGACCUACAACCUUGGCUUCAAGCUCACGGAGCCAGAUCCCUCGCUCAUCAAGUCAAAGUCGGAGAUGAUGGAGUGGUACAAGGGGAUCGUGAGCAAAUAUCCCAUCGUCUCCAUCGAGGACCCUUUCGACCAAGACCACUGGGACGCGUACACCGAGAUGGUGGCGGAGAUGGGGGAGGAGGUGCAGAUCGUCGGUGACGACCUGCUCGUGACGAACCCCAAGCGCAUCGCCAAGUGCAAGGAGGAGAAGGCCGCCAACGCUCUGCUGCUCAAGGUGAACCAGAUUGGCUCCAUUACCGAGUCUAUCCAAGCCAGCCUCGACAGCGUCGCGGAGGGCUGGGGCGUCAUGGUCUCCCACCGCAGCGGCGAGACGGAGGACACCUUCAUCGCCGACCUCUGCGUCGGCCUCGGGACCGGGCAGAUCAAGACCGGGGCGCCGUGCCGCUCCGAGCGGGUGGCGAAGUACAACCAGCUGCUGCGCAUCGAGGAGCAGCUGGGAAGACGCGCGUACUACGCCGGCAAGGAUUUCAGGCACAGUAAAUUUUGUGAGUUCCUGCUGGAGCGGAUGCCUCAGUCUUCGAAACAUGGUUUCUCGACCUGCGCUCAUUGCGGCAACUGGGCGUGGAACUGGGGGGUCAAGAGGCACGAUGGAGUUUGCGCGAUGUGCCAGUCGCCCAUGCCAGGCUGGCCCACGUCUCCCAGCGGCACAUGGUGGGCGCCAUGGGCGAGCGGCUCAGGGCAUCAUGGCGGCCUGUCUUCCCAGCGUGCCCCAGCCCUCGCCAAACUGGGUGGCUACCUGUCGCAGGCGCUCGUGGGUGUUGGGCUCCAGUCGGAUCCUGAUGCGGUCCGCUUGGUUUCGGGGUUCACUGCGCUUGCGUCCUCGAAGAAGCAGUUGGCGGUCCCCGCUGCCAAGCCUGCGCACGCCAUGUUCAAGGGGAAGGAGUUCGACGAGGCGGCGGACGCGGCCAUGGUCGCGGAGCUGCGCCGCCUGGAGGUUCAGGGUGGCUCACAGCAGUCGCAGUUGUUCCAGGCGGACCCUGCCCUCUUCGAGUGCAUGGACGAGCUGGAGGAUGAGGACAAGGCUGCUCUCGAGGCCUUCCAAGGGCAGCUGCUGGAGGUCACAUGGCAAGCGGAGGCCAAGCAGAAGGAGUUCCAAGCGAUGCUCGACAAGGCAAGAGCGGCGCACACGGAGGCUGCCGCCAAGAGGCGCAAGCGGGACGUCGCGUGCAAUUUGCUCUUGGGGUGUGAGAAAGGCGAUGGUGUUCCCGCUGGCGCUGGCUCGGCGGCCACGUCAGCUGCUGGGCCUACGGCGGCCCCCAGCAAGGUCAAGCAGAUUGUCCCCGAGAGUGAGCAGAGGGUCAUGCUGCAGCGCAUCAUGGACACUGCCCAGGCCUCUGCCGCGAAAACCGCUGCCAAGGCUGGCAAAGGCAAGGGCCUCGCUGUUGGCAAGGGCAAAGGUUGGAAUAGCGACGUGCUCGUGGCUUCGGGGUCCUUCGCGAGGGCCCUCGCGGACCCCUGGCUCGUCAUUGCCGACUGGAACAUUGAGCUUAGCGCCUUCGCAGCCACGGGCUGGCCGACCAAGCUGGGCGCGACCGUCGUCGCGCCGAGCCGAUUUGUGUCCGUGGCAAAGUGUUCUGCCAUUGAUCGUAGCAAGCGCGCCGUGUCCGAUUGGCAGAAAGGAUCGUCGGCGCUCCGCGCCGCCAUGAUGUGUGCUGCGAUGGGCGAGGGCGCGCAGGCCUUGUUCUUCGAGCGCGCGGCCCUUUUCCUCAAGUGGACCCUGAACCAGAGGCAAAAGACUGGCGGUUUUGCCAUCAUCGUGUCCAGCGUCUCGGACACGACCGAGUCCACGUGGAGCCCGCACAGUAAGUGGCACCGCAGGUGGAUGGCGAGAACUCUGCGGGAACGUCUGAAGGCAGACCUUUGUUUCGUGCAGAUCUCCGUGAAUGCUGCGGAUGGCGACACGUAUUUGGAAGACCUCGCUCGUUUUCGCGGCUUGUCGCUGGAGAAGUGCAAAGAGAUCAUCGCGCGGUACCAGGACCACUACGUACCAAUCCAAAUGGAUGGCUCGGAGUCCGACACGCCGUUUAUCAACCUCAUCAAUUACAACGAGCGCUUCGUGGCGAACAGGAUGCUGCGGUCGUUCGUGGGCUCUGAGGUGUGCCAUUUCCUCGCGAACCUGCACCCCUAUAAGCACACGGUCUACCUAUCGCUGCACGCAGAGACCGAGUUCAACGUCCAAAACAGGAUCGGGAGGCGACGGAAUCUGAGGUCCUUUCGCGGACGGGAAUACGCGCGCCGGCUGGCGGAGUUCUCCCGCUUCGUGAUUGCCGGGGAGGCGACCAACCUCGUUUGCGUUACAUUAUCGCAGGACGAGAUCAAGGCGAUGGGCGCGCGCCUGUGCCAGCGCGACGGCGUCCCUGGGCUGUACACCGACGGGAGCUGGGAGGGCUUCGGAGACGCCAGCGGCGCCGUGGUGAGUAGCGGCAUGAGGCUGGUGCGCUUCCAGCCUGGCUUCGGCACGAACUUUGUGGACGCGCCCGCCACAGUCGACGAGGUCACGUGGGCCAUGGGCUUCGCGAAGCAGGGUACCUUGGUGCUCAUCGACGGCGAGGCGGAGGGCGCCGGCCAGAAGCCGUCUCGGCUCUGGACCUCAUCCCUGAAGCGGACGAUAGAGACAGCGCAGUUCAUUGAUCACAACGUCGUGAGAGGCAAGGGCGGGAAGCCGUGGCACCAGUUUCGUGGCCAGAAAUUCAGGAAUUUGGACGAGGUUUAUGCCGGGGAGUUCGAUGGCCUCACAGAGGAGGAGAUGAGACAUGUCGAUCCCAACUUGGCUUCCGACAUGGGGAAGGACAACGUCGGCUUCCGCUUCCCGCGCGGGGAGUCGAUCAAUGACGUCAUCGCCCGCGUUCAGAUCUCGAUCAACCGCUUGGAGCGCGUCAAGGAGCCGAUGCUGCUGGUGGGGCAUCAGGUGGUCUCGCGGCUGGUGUACGGGUGGCUGACACAGAAGGACCGGGAUGCCGCACUGAAGGUCGCUCUCCCGCGGCACGUGGUCAUCAAGGUCUCCUACGACGGCGUCGGAGGUACGCGCGCCGAGACCAGAUUCCCGCUCGGCCCCUCAGCCCCAGCCAGCUCCAGGAGCGGCUCGGCAUCGGGCCUGGCCCACUGGCUGGGACCUGAGCCGGCCGGCGCCGCGCAGGCCCCGAGCGCCUAG
Messenger RNA from Prorocentrum cordatum, 5697 nucleotides. NCBI's taxonomy places the organism in Eukaryota, Dinophyceae, Prorocentrales, Prorocentraceae. The record is from the annotation of a GenBank genome assembly.